Carassius auratus (goldfish) is the source of this 2845-nucleotide messenger RNA. RefSeq names its product pannexin-2-like. Gene Ontology annotation, cellular component: plasma membrane. The coding region runs from base 303 to 2270 and encodes 655 amino acids. NCBI's taxonomy places the organism in Eukaryota, Metazoa, Chordata, Actinopteri, Cypriniformes, Cyprinidae. The transcript has 8 exons. The record is from RefSeq and is a predicted model, not a curated record. Gene Ontology annotation, biological process: monoatomic cation transport; positive regulation of interleukin-1 production; cell-cell signaling. Gene Ontology annotation, molecular function: wide pore channel activity.
CUGUUGGUCGUUGUGAGGAGAUAUUUCCUGAUGUUGAUGAUUUUAUCAUAGGAUACAGGCUCUGUGUGUUCCUCGGUAUAAUCGAGUAAUCUGACUGCAGCCGCUGUGUGUCAUCCUAGCCAGAUGAUCCAGUGAUGGACAGCUCCUCGACCGAGCGUUUUUGCAGAAGUGGAAUAGAUAUGAUGAGAAAUUCAUCCCAGCUGGAAAAGCCAAUCCAGUGGCUGACGGGUUGGGAGGAGGAGGAGCUUCAGGUCCCAUCAGGAGUGUUGUGAGGUUAGUGGUGAGCGGGUUGCUGGUGCCGAAUGCAGAACAUCCUCGAGCAGAACUUGGACAUGGCCACGGCUCUGCUUGCGGGUGAGAAGUUGAAGGAGUUGAUCCUGCCGGGUUCCACACAGGAUGAGAAGAGCGGUGUACUGGCGGGUCUCAUGGUGCAACUCAAACUAGAGUUGCCCUUUGACCGGGUCGUCACCAUAGGAACUGUCAUCAUCCCUAUACUGCUGGUCACAUUAGUUUUCACACGGAACUUUGCAGAGGAAUCUAUAUAUUGCUACACCCCACACAACUUCACACGCGACCAGGCCCUGUAUGCCAGAGGCUACUGCUGGACAGAGCUGCGGGAUGCAGUGCCUGGAGUCGACCCCCAGCUUCGGCCCUCCUUGUUUGAGCACAAGUUUCUGCCCUACGCUCUGCUGGCCUUCGCAGGCAUCAUGUACAUACCUGCCCUGGCAUGGGAGUUCCUGGCCUCCACUCGACUCACCUCUGAGCUCAACUUCCUGCUUCAAGAGAUUGACAACUGCUACCACAGGGCGGCCGAAGGCAGAGCACCCAAGAUUGAGAAGCAGAUCCAGUCCAAGGGGCCGGGGAUUACAGAACGUGAGCGGAGGGAGAUCAUUGAGAACGCAGAGAAGGAGAAGAGCCCAGAGCAGAACCUGUUUGAGAAGUAUCUUGAGCGCCGUGGGCAGAGUAACUUUCUGGCUAAGCUGUAUUUGGGGCGACAUUUAGCCAUCAUCUGCCUCAGCUCAAUACCCAUAACGUACCUGAGCACCUACUAUGCCCGUCAGAGGCAGAACGAGUUCACUUGCGCGCUUGGCAAGCCACCGGACACUAGCAGCAUCCCUGAACUCCGGCUGAAUGUUAACUGCAAGCUCCCAGCUGUGCAGCUCCAGCGCAUUAUGGCCGCAGUGGACAUCGCUUUGCUGUGUACUAUGAACCUCAUUAUCCUUGUGAACUUGCUGCAUUUGUUUGUAGUCCGGAAGUCAAAUUUCGUCUUCGACAAGCUGCACAAAGUUGGUAUCAAAACACGCCGGCGCUGGCAGAAGUCACAAUUUUGUGACAUUAACAUUCUGGCCAUGUUCUGUAAUGAGAACAGAGACCACAUUAAGUCUCUCAACAGACUGGACUUUAUCACCAACGAGAGUGACCUCAUGUAUGAUAACGUGGUGCGGCAGCUGCUGGCAGCAUUGGCUCAAUCCAACCACGAUGCCACUCCGACUGUGAGAGACUCUGGGAACCAGACUAUUGACCCCAGUUUGGACCCCUCAAUGCUGGGUGUGGGAGAAUUGGGAGGAGAGCCCUCAGUAAUCAAGAGACCCCGCAAGAAGAUGAAGUGGAUCCCCUCAUCUAACCCUCUGCCACAACCUUUUAAGGAACCCUUGAAUCUAACCAGACUGGAAAACAGUAUAAAGGCAGACAAACCUAAACCAGUCCGAAGGAAGAAUGUACCAGAUAGCAUUAUUGCUCCACUUCUGGACAGCAAGAGCACACAACAUCCUCCUACUAACAAAGCUGCAGAAACAAAUAAUAUAGAGAAGAAACACACUCUUAACCUCUCGCUGGAUGUUCAUCCUUACAUGCUAACCAUCCAGAAAGCAAAAACAGAAACGGUCGAUCCUGAGCCACCCCCGGUUGAGCACGCUCUCAGUAAUGUGUAUAUUGAGGGUCCACAUACAAUUGUCCAUGUCUCCUCUUCUCAUACUGAGAAGAAAGAGUCUCCUCCACUGUUGACCACCCCUGCCUUCUCCACAGCCACCCUCUCCACAACAUCAUAUAUGAAUGGUGGAGCAACCAACAUGCAACCUCCAGACUCCCCGAAUGUCAAAGAUCCUCUCAAUCAAGAGACAGAGCCUGAGAGCCAGCCAGGGCCUUUUAGUCGAAACCCCUCACACCCGCUGCUGAGCAUCCAUCACACACUGUAUGAGGAUGAGGAGGAGCAAAACAGAAGGGACAGACUAGCCAGACCGGGAGAGUUGAUUGCUGCUGGAGAGUGUUGAAGAAAAUUUUAGAUACACACCGACACACACACAAAUGCAAAAGCAAUUAGUAUAUGAACUGAAGCACAAAGGAAUAUGCCCUUUUUUAGGGUUAUGUUAAUGGUUUUUCCAUUAUGAGUGGAGGAGCUCACAUUAUUUCAUUUUCAGAGAUGAAGAUUAUGGGACAUUGGGGCAGCCAAUGUGUAACCUAUUUUGUACUCUUAAAGGUGCACUUAAUUAUUUUUGUUUAUGUUAAACUGGAGUUUUCAAUUACUGCUGGAUUAUUAAAAACGGUUAAUUUAUUUGUGUAAGAAAUAAGUGCACCUUUCAAAAUCAUCUCCCAGCCUUACAUUCACAUAUUAGGACGUGUGUAGUUUGAGGGAAAAUAAAAUCACCCAUGACCUUGGUGCUCACCAUAUGGGUUAACGAGUUCCCUAUGACAUUCCAAAUGAAGGCAAGGCACGUCAGAAUUUUGCACAAAGCACCAUUUGUUCCUGUAUCAUCAAUGUCUACAUGGUUUCAUGUUGUCUUUCACAAUCAAUGUCUGUUUCAUAUAGAUGUCUUAAGGUAUCCGACGCAAUACAUGUAUUCUUAAA